Messenger RNA from Gadus macrocephalus (Pacific cod), 3399 nucleotides. RefSeq names its product regulator of G protein signaling 8 (gene rgs8). The record is from RefSeq and is a predicted model, not a curated record. The transcript is spliced from 5 exons. Lineage: Eukaryota; Metazoa; Chordata; Actinopteri; Gadiformes; Gadidae. The coding region runs from base 389 to 904 and encodes 171 amino acids.
GCGAGCGAGCGAGCGAGAGAGAGAGAGAGAGAGAGAGAGAGAGAGAGAGAGAGAGAGAGAGAGAGAGAGAGAGAGAGAGAGAGAGAGAGAGAGAGAGAGAGAGAGAGAGAGAGAGCAUAGCACGCUGAUCCUCAGCCUUGGAAGACACUGAGGCUGCCUUUGAGUCGUAGCUGACAUUGGGGGGGAGAAAGCGGAGGGACAGAGGUGAGAAGACUGCGACUGAGUCCGCUACUGCCACCCACCUAGCUCGCACACACACACACACACACAGACACACACAUACACACCCAGACACACAUACACACACACACACGUUGUGUGCACGCGCACAAAUUCACACAAGCAGCCACAGGCGCGUGCUCAAGAGGCAGAGGCAAGAUUCAGGACCAUGAAGACCCGACUGGGCUGCCUGUCGAACAAGUCUGACUCAUACAGCGACUUCUCCGAGUUCCUGCCGCCUGCCGAUGUAACAGCUGCCAGAAUUUCAACGGCUGAGGUGGUCCAGUGGUCAGAAUCAUUUGACCAACUUCUCUCUCACAAAUACGGCCUCUCUGCCUUCCGGGCCUUUCUGAAGACAGAGUUCAGCGAUGAGAACAUUGAAUUCUGGAUGGCGUGCGAGGACUACAAGAAAAACAAGAGUUCAACCAAGUUGGUGUCCAAAGCAAACAAGAUCUAUAUGGAAUUCAUUGAUGUCCAGGCCCCCAGAGAGGUGAACAUUGACUACGGCACCAGGGAGAGGACUAGACAGAGCCUAGAAGACCCGUCCCCCAGCAGUCUGAACGAGGUCCAGGCCAAGGUCUACGGCCUCAUGGAGAAAGACUCAUACCCACGCUUCCUCAGGUCUUCAAUGUACCAGGACAUUGUAAACAGGACUCACGCGCACAACCAACGGAGAUCGGUCUGACCAAGGCCUACACACACCAGCAUGGACAAACCAAAAGUAAUACCAGUGGACCAAGUACAGCACCUCUAAAUAUAUAUGUGUGUUUAUGUGUGUAUGUGUUUUUUUCACCUUAAAGACUUCAUCUUCAUUUUUCUGAACUUACUGUGAAUUUUGGAUAGAACGGGUUAAAGAGAGUGAGAGGAAAUUGAUGGAUUAAAAUGUGUUGGUUGGCUGCACUAAUAGGAACGUAACACUAGAGAUAUAGUAUUAUUAUUCACAUUCACACAAAAGAGAGUCAAAGGAUAAUAUCCACAUUCUUGAAAGAACAAUAGUAUUUGAGGUAACUGAGAUAAUAUAAUGGCUUAUUUUAUUUGUCUUAUGCUCAUAGAUAGUUAUGAUCAGUGUUGAACGUAAUGAACACGCUAAAAGAGCGGCGUUCAUUGAACACGCUUAUAUAUUUGGUGAACGGUGAACUGAGCGUACCCGUUUGUGGCUAGUGAGCGUCGUUCACCCUUACGAACGAUGCUUACUUGCCAUGAUUGGCCCUAUAUACAAGGCUUGAUAAAAAAAAUGCAUUGGAAGUUGCAAGUGAACUGAAUCAUGCGUCUAUGAUUUCACUUUAUAUUGGAAAGAAUGUGUCGAAAAAGUGGAUAUGACUUUUAGGUGUUUAUGACGUAGAAAGGAGGAAUCAAUCCUUCUCCAGGAAAACAGCAUGAGCCUCAGCAUGUCUUCCCGCUCCCAUUAUAUCUCAUCAUAUUAUUGCAUUUUUUGUGCUGUGUGAACUCCUACCAGCGUGAAACCUUCUCAGAACCGCAUUUAUCUCCUGCCGGCAGAUCUUACGGAUUUCUGAGAAUUAAAUUUAUGUGAAAUGUUUAUCGAGAGUGAAUCGUGAAAAGAUGUCACUGCCCCAAGAUGUUUAAUCAAUGUGUUAAUUGUGUAACAUGUCUCUCCUGUAUUUUUUUCCAACUUUUCAUAAAAAUGUGACUGAUAUUUUGUUAACUGCGUAUGGAUUUACAACACCUUUUGGGAGCCAGAAAAAAACAUCAGCUAGACAUAAUAUUUAUAAUUAUUACAUUUUCCCUAGAUUUUUGUGAUCAAGAAAUAUUUUACUUUUUUACUAUGUUUACUUUUACCUGUCAUAAUCAUGACAUGCAUAUUAUAACAUUUAUGGACAAACAGCCAGACGAGAAAGAGAGAUAGAGUUAAAACAGUUAAAUAACAAUAAAAAAGAUUGGCUUGUUUGUUAAGACCCCACAACGUGCUUUCCAACCACAACAACAGAAAAGGUUGUGGCACAGGCAUGGUGGCCUGUGUAACAAUUUCCAUAUUUUGACUGUUCGAAGAAACCGCAACAUGUCAUGCAUUGAUAUAACUUCUUAUGUGUAAACUAUGAUACAAUUAUUCACAUUUUGAGUGACCCAGGGAUGAAAUUUAUUCUUAUUCCUUGGGAUGGACUAAGCCGAUCUCUUUUUGUGGGGCAACCACAAAAUGUAUGUUAGAUUUGCUCUGCCCAAGAAAACACUACAUUUCGAAAGAGUACUAAAAUAGUCAACAUGGGGAUCAUAGACCAACCGAAAGUGAUGAAAAAAAUACAUUCAUGGGAGCACAGAAAGACUUCUUUUAUUUCUGGUCUCUUUGAUAUGAAUCAGUGCCUCAAGGACCUUGGAGAUGAUCCAUUCGGGGGCCCUUGCCCUACAGGAAGUGACUCACAACACAACAAAUGCCCCAUCUUGUGAUGUCUCAGAGCUAGAAUGUUUCCCAGACCUACACCCCCCGACCGAACCGACAUCUGAGAAUCGAAUCAGCCACUUAGGUUUAGGGCAAUGCCACUGAUGUGAAUUAAUUCAUUUGAUGAUGCUUUGUGAGUCACUUCCUGUAGGGCUAGAGCCCACUAAUUGAAAAUCCUAUGUGUCAUUUUUAAGAUAAAAGAGCCGCCAGAGCUCUUGCUCAAUCUCAAGUUUACAAGACCGCUAGGUCACCUUCUCAUUACAUCACUUCCUGGCUAGUAGUACCUACUAAUUACAUGACUGAUGCUUUAAGACUAGAGUCUCCAAAUUGCCCCAAGUCCUAUAAAAGAAGGACGAGAAGUCUCUAUCUCAAUCCAGAAACAUUCUUUGCCAAAAGAAUGGUGUACCCCUUCCUGUAGGUCUAUGUUUAUAAUUUCUGUCUUUGGAAAGUCUUUAAUCAGCAAUUUUACUUUAUUUAUUGCAUUCACGCUUCAAUUCUUUUUAGAUAAAGUAUAGAUAAAAUGAUUGGAUUUUUAAGUGGAAGCAAAACUAAAAUAAACUUCCUAAUUGCCCCACAAAAACAAAAAAACAUCUGUUGGUCACUUGAAAAUCUAUGUUUUUAUUGAAAGUACAUCAUCAAACAGCCAUAUUCAUUUGUCAUGAUUAUCUUGAUCAAAAUGUAUUCAUAAAAUGUAUGUUUGAAAUGGAUUUCUCGGUGGAAGAAAAGUGAACAUAACCUCCGGAUUCCCAAUAAAGCACGUUGCACUACUAGUCCAUCCAAAAGAAGAA